Molecule: messenger RNA, 446 nt
Organism: Danaus plexippus (monarch butterfly)
Lineage: Eukaryota; Metazoa; Arthropoda; Insecta; Lepidoptera; Nymphalidae
Exons: 2
Coding region: 15-341 (108 amino acids)
Source: RefSeq, a predicted model, not a curated record
UGACCGACUGUAUUAUGUUGAUUUCUGUUACAUCAAACAUCAACAUGAAGUUCAUUGUUUGCAUAUUUUUGCUUGCGGUGGUAACUGUGUCGUUAGGUGAGAAGCCUCACUACGAUUUAAAUAACGCCCCUGCUCUAUUUGAAAAAUUCAUUAAGGAUUACAACAGAAAUUAUAAGGAUGCAGCUGACAGAGAAAUACAUUAUCAGGCUUUUGUUGAGAGUUUGAAAAAAAUAAACGAAGCUAAUGCCAGACCUUCUCCGACUGUAUAUGAUAUUAACAAUUUUGCAGACUACACGAAAGAAGAAGAAAAAUACUUGCAUGGACUGUUAAUAGAUCAAUAAAUCAAGUAAAACAAAUGGACAAAGAUCUUCAUACUUAAAAUUUGUAAUAAUUCAUGAAACUGAUUUUCUUGAAGUUAAUAAAUAAAGUCAGAGUUUACUUUUUUA